GGUGACCUGACAUUCCAUCCAAAGGUCAGUAAUAAGAGACCACUAAUCCCCCACCCUACCUCCACCUGACAUUGAGUCAUGUCAGGUCCCCCAAAAUACUUUAACUUUCGUCUUUAUUCAAUACAUUUUCAGAAAAUGCUCUCGAUUUUCCACCUCGGAAUUUUUUUUCCUAAAGCCGUAAAUUUUUGGAAAAUUACUUCUCUGGGAAUCAUUUAUUGAUUGAUUUAUUUAUUUUGACUCACUCACGCACAGAUGACUGCAGGUGCUGGCAUGUCAGAGUACACAGGUGGAGUGGCCAAAACAGUGUCCAUGUUUUCCAAGCUGAUGAACCAGGGAUCUGCUUUGGUUGUUGAAGGUGUCAACUUUGUACUAAAGGAAAAUAAACUUCCUAUCACAAGAAUUGUGGAUCAUUUGAUGGAACUGAAAAACUGUGAAGAAGAGAAAGAGUAUCGCUAUUUUGAUCCCAAACUGUUGCGCCCGGGUGAUGGAGCAGCAACCCCUCGCACACGAACCCCAUUUCAGGCAAGGGUUUCAUAUUUGCAUUAUCAUAUCACUUGAAAAAUCAAGUACCUU
Homarus americanus (American lobster) is the source of this 573-nucleotide messenger RNA. Its product is annotated as sec1 family domain-containing protein 1-like. Bases 253 to 558 code for a protein of 101 amino acids. Lineage: Eukaryota; Metazoa; Arthropoda; Malacostraca; Decapoda; Nephropidae. The transcript has 2 exons. The record is from RefSeq and is a predicted model, not a curated record.